Messenger RNA from Brassica rapa (field mustard), 1345 nucleotides. Its product is annotated as zinc finger protein ZAT10. Gene Ontology annotation, biological process: regulation of DNA-templated transcription. Gene Ontology annotation, cellular component: nucleus. Lineage: Eukaryota; Viridiplantae; Streptophyta; Magnoliopsida; Brassicales; Brassicaceae. The record is from RefSeq and is a predicted model, not a curated record. Gene Ontology annotation, molecular function: DNA-binding transcription factor activity; transcription cis-regulatory region binding.
UUUUUUUUGGGGAAAGGUGUGAACUUCUGCAUUGAACCUUCAAUGCAGAUGCUCUAACAAAACAGAGAGAAACUCUCUAGAAUAUUGCAACUUGCAAGGCGGCAUGGCAUCAAAAAGUAAAUGAAGAAAAAGUCUUUUAUAGUCGACCUCUUCCUUUUUUUCAUCUCAUCACCACUCUUUCCACACGUGUACUAAGUCGAACCAAACACCACCUUCACUCUUUGUACUUUCCCACCACUUGUCACGCAACUUCCUCUCCACACUCCCUUCACCUUUCACUCUAUAUAUGUAUUCACACUCUUUCACUUCCUCUUCAACAUAAAACAAUUCUCCCCUUUUCAAUUCGUUUCAUCACAAAAAAAAGCCUCUCUAAAUUCCCCUUCUUGUUUUUUUACCAGAAAGAUCUUCAGAUUCUAAUCUACUAAUGGCGCUUGAGGCUAUCAGUUCACCGAGAUUAGCUUCACCGGUCCCUCCUCUGCUCGAAGAUUCUUCAAGAUUCCACGGCGUCGAUCACUGGACCAAAGGUAAAAGAUCUAAACGGUCCAGAUCCGACUUCCACCACAAGAACCUCACAGAAGAAGAGUAUCUCGCUUUCUGCCUCUUGCUCCUCGCUCGUGACGGCGAUCGCAGCAACCGUAACCCUCUUCCUCCUCCUCCGGUGACGGUGGCGGAGAAGUCGUCAACCUACACGUGCAGCGUCUGCGACAAGUCCUUCUCGUCUUACCAAGCCCUCGGGGGACACAAGGCGAGCCACCGGAAAAACUUAUCACAGACCCUAUCCGGCGGAGGAGAUGAUCAAUCGACGUUGACCACAUCCGCCGCGACAACCGGAAGUGGGAAGUCUCACGUCUGCUCGAUCUGUCACAAGUCGUUUCCUUCCGGCCAAGCUCUCGGCGGACACAAGCGGUGCCACUACGAGGGGAAUAACAACAGUAGCAGCAGCGUGGCUAACUCCGAAGGAGCGGGGUCCACCAGCCACGUCAGCAGCGGUCACCGUGGGUUUGACCUUAACAUCCCUCCUGUACCGGAAUUCUCGCUGGUGAACGGAGACGACGAAGUGAUGAGCCCGAUGCCGGCGAAGAAGCCCCGUUUUGACUUCUCGGAGAAAGCUUAAUCAGAUUUUUCAUGUGUUCUGUUUUGAGUUUAUGUAGGAGUUUGUUGGUUGUACAGACAAAAGUUUCGCACAUUGAUUCAUUCCUCCUGCCUUGUACUUUUUUUUCAGUUAAAGUUAUUACUAGACUCAUUCUUUGUCAGAAUAGUUGUUUUCCUUUCAAUAUUCUUAAAUUUAUACAUGUUAGAGUUAUUUUAGUUUUGUUUGAAUAAUAUCAUACCUCUUGCUGCUACA